Molecule: messenger RNA, 1331 nt
Organism: Thalassophryne amazonica
Lineage: Eukaryota; Metazoa; Chordata; Actinopteri; Batrachoidiformes; Batrachoididae
Product: shootin-1-like
Source: RefSeq, a predicted model, not a curated record
GAUGCUGUGAGCAGGAAGAGGAGGAGGAUCCUGUCGGCCGGCAGCAGCUCCUCUCCAUCCAUGUGGCUGGAAGAAGAAAAAAUAAAAAUGGGUUCGGAUCCCGACACGUGGUGCUAGAACCAGUCUGCAGGUGUAAUUCUGCUUUAAAAAAAUCCUUAUUAUUAAAUUAUUUGAGCAAAAUGCUUCCCAGCUCCUCGUCUGCGCCUAUGGAGGGAUACGAGGAGGAGGACACGCACGCGCACAUGCAAACUGAGUGCACCAGACUGACGGAGGAGCGAGACGAGGCCGAGAGGCAACUCAAACACAUCAAGAGAGUGUCUCAGAUGGUGAUCGAGGAGGUGAGCGUUCUGCAGACUCAGCUGGAGGUCGAGAAGUUGUGCCGUGAGAAUGCAGAAGCCCUGGCCGCAAAGCUGAACAGCGAGAACAGGAAGCUGAAAUAGCUGAGCCUGUCCUCUCGACCCGGUUUGGACGAGCUGCUUCCCAGCAUUUCAGACUGCGUCACCCUGGAGGCAGAUGCCAACGCCACUGAUGGGAGCGCCGACACCUUCACGCAGUACCAGCAACAGGUUAAAGAACUGAGGGAGACGGUCAACAGUGUGUUGGAGGAGAAGAAAGAUUUUGUCUGUCAGAUUCAUGAUCAGCAGAGACGGAUAGAAGAGCUGACGGCACAGUCAGAGAGGGAUCGGGCUGAGAUGAAAGAGCUUCACCAAACAGUCGAGCAGCAAAACAAAACCAUCAAGAGGUUUAACAGAGUCUCCAUGAUGGCGGCACAAGAGUACGAAGGGAUGAAGGAACAGCUGGACUUGGAGCAGAACCUGAGAGUCAAAGCUGAGACUUAUGCACACGAGAUGCUGGUGAAACAGAAAGAGGCCAACAGGCAGAGCAUGCUGCUGCUGCAGAGCACCGAGCCCAGCGUCCAGCUGCUCAAAGCCCUGGAAGACAUCGCUGCCAUCACCAAGACCUUGGAGGGGGAGCGUCUGCAGCAUCAGCAGAAGGUGCAGAACCUGGAGGAGCAGCUGCAGCAGAGCUGUGCCAGGAAGCAGCUGGAGGCUCUGCAGAAGGAGCUGGAGCUGCUGGAGGAGGAGAAGAAGGAGGUGGAGGGACGCCUCGCGCAUGCAGAAAAGAAGAACGGAGAGCUGGAGAACAGAGUCUUGGAACUCCUGGAUACCCAGAAACCGAUCACCAUGGCGACGAGUACAGGAACCCCUCCCCCUGCGCCAGGAGUGGCCCCACCUCCAGCUCCUCCUCCACAGCCGACUCCACCCCCUCCCCCUCUUCCUCCACCUCCCCCCCCCCCUCCGCCUCCCCCCCCCUCCCCCUUCACGCUGUAA